AUGACGACAUUGAUGACGUCGACGACGACGAUUGAAAUUCAGAUACGAAAAAGAUAUACGUUGAGAUUCGAAAACGGAAAUGCUUUCAAAAAAAAAAAGAGAAAAGCGCGGGAAAAUGAAUUUUCCUUUGAAAAUUAUGUAAGAUCUCUUCAAAUCGACCCAUACCAAAUGAAAUUCGUUACGGACGGUGAAUUGCCACUAAGGCAAUGCCUUCACCCGGAAGCGUGUAACAAAAAUAUCGAUCUUCCGGAAUACUACAAUAGUUUCAUCGAUUUAAGAAAGGAUUUCAAAGCUUUUUAUUCAUCUCCGGACGACAUGGGAAGCGGACAAGUAUGUAUGGGGACUCCGAUGUCAAGGCAAACCGCCCAUGAUAGAAAACGUGAACGUGUUUUGCGUUUAAAAACAGAUUUAAGAAUGGUUCCAGAGACUGAGCCAGAAUUUUAUUUGAAAGAAGCUAAGGACAUGCUUAACAUAACACAAAGACUUAUCGCUGAUGGAUACAGGUUUAACAACGUGGAAGUUAUAUCAAUUCAAUUGGAACCGGGUCUUUGCUCAAAGGAUGAAGAAGUAGAUCCAAAUUCUGUUGUUAGAGCUCGUGGACUUCCUUGGCAAUCAUCAGACGGUGACAUUGCCAGGUUUUUUAGGGGAUUAAAUAUAGAAAAAGGUGGAGUCGCAUUGUGUUUGAGUCCUGCGGGAAGGCGAAACGGUGAAGCACUCGUAAGGUUCGUAAAUCAAGCGCAUAGAGAUAUGGCAUUGAAAAGGCACAAACAUCAUAUGGGACAAAGGUACAUAGAAGUGUACAAGAGCACGGGAGAAGAAUUUGUUUUCGUCGCCGGGGGUAGCAGUACGGAAGCCCACAAUUUUCUCACGAGAGGAGGUCAAGUCAUAAUAAGAAUGAGGGGUUUACCAUAUGAAUGCACGGCGGAACAAGUUUUGGAGUUUUUCAGAACGGGAGAAAACAACACGUGCGAAGUUUUAGACGGAGAAGAUGGCGUUUUAUUCGUUAAGAAAUCCGACGGACGUGCAACGGGUGAUGCUUUCGUUUUGUUUUCAAACGAAUCGGAUGCACCAAAAGCCCUUAGCAAACACAGAGAACGAAUCGGUUCGCGUUACAUCGAAUUGUUUCGGAGCACGACAGCCGAAGUUCAACAGGUGUUGAACAGAGCGCAAGAAGAUCCAAAGCCGGUUCCGGUGCAACUUCCUCCUCAACUUCCGACACCGCUUCCCACAACUCUAUACCCACAGCAGCUCAUCACGAGUGGAACGAGUAAAAAUUGCAUACGGCUCCGUGGUUUGCCCUACGAAGCUCAAGUCGAGCACAUACUUGAUUUCCUAGGAGAUUAUGCGAAAAACAUCGUUUUCCAAGGCGUACACAUGGUUUAUAAUUCGCACGGUCAACCUAGCGGCGAGGCAUUCAUUCAAAUGGACUCGGAAGCGUCCGCGUUUCACGCUGCCAAUCACCGACAUCAUCAGUACAUGAUAUUCGGGAAAAAACAGCGAUACGUCGAAGUGUUUCAGUGCAGCGGAGACGACAUGAAUUCUAUAUUGACGGGCGGUCAAGUUUCGCCUAAAGCAACGUCGGUCCUUAGUUCAGGUAUUGAAAACAAUAUGCCAGGUGUGGGUUUAACAGUUGCUUCCACGAUACUUCCGUCCUAUUACGAACCUCCCCAAGUCCCAAUACUUCCCGCUCUCAACAUACCCCCGCAUCCGAACGUUUUUCUACUCAAUCAACUCGCGUUGCAACAACAGCACAACGCUCUCGCCGCAGCUUCGCUAAUACAGAAAUCGUCUCCGAAAACCGUGUACGCGGUCCCUCCUCCUCCGACGUAUUCGCAGUGGCCCGCGGAAAUCGAUCCCUACGCCGCGUUAAACAAUAACAUUCCGGCGACGAAAGUGACGGCGGCGACUCCCGUCGUCACAACCGCGGCGGCACCCAAAACCGUGCUCGCCAACGGUCAGGCAAGCGAUUCAAUGGCUCUCGUUCCCGUCAAACCCGAACCCCCGAAACCCGAGGUUUUGGCAGCCGCGCAAUCGGAUUUGUAUUCGCCCUAUCCGUCGUAUCCCGCGGCGUAUUUCAUUUCGCCGAGAGUCGCCAUGUAUCCGAAAGUGGGAUUCCCGAUUCCCGCGACCGUGCCUCCCGUCAUCGUGCCUCAAGUCGCACCCGUCGGCGUUUUGGGUUUGAAACGUUCGUGGGAGCAAGCGUUUCCCGUUGAAACGGCAGCUGCUCAAGCGGCUGCCAAACGUUGGCAACCACCUCCGGUUGCCGGUUUCGCAGCUCCAGGUUUCUACCACGAAGUUUAA
Molecule: messenger RNA, 2301 nt
Organism: Pediculus humanus corporis (human body louse)
Lineage: Eukaryota; Metazoa; Arthropoda; Insecta; Psocodea; Pediculidae
Exons: 10
Coding region: 1-2301 (766 amino acids)
Biological process (GO): regulation of RNA splicing
Cellular component (GO): ribonucleoprotein complex; nucleoplasm
Molecular function (GO): mRNA binding
Source: RefSeq, a predicted model, not a curated record